AUCAUAUGCAUGACUUAUACUUAUACAUACCUUAUAGUGGCUUAUAGUAUUACAGUGUUGGGUGUUGUCUUUCGUUUUAAUUAAUGUUUGCCCAAAUAAAAAAGUAAAAAUGCAGUGCAAAAUCUGUGAACACGUAUUCUUAAUAAUUUUCAGUUUAUCCUGGCUUCACAUAUACGGUCAAAAUCUUAACAAUACUGUUACAUGGUGUACAAUAUCUGAAGCUGAACAGGAUAAGUGCAAUGCAUUUUCUAGAGCAGUAGAUCGUGAGAUCGCAUUUUUCGAAUACAGCUACAUUUCGGUGCAAUGCAAACAAGCAUCGAACAGAGAGGGUUGUAUGGCUAUGUUGGAUCAAGAAAAAGCACAGAUAACCACUUUAGAUGCAGGCGAAAUUUUUAUAGCUGGAAGAUAUCAUAGUUUAAUACCGAUAAUGCAAGAGAUAUAUGAAAAUAGUCUUAAUUAUCAAUAUGCAGUUGCUGUUAUAAAAAAAGGGUCGUUGUUAGAUGUCCAGAGUUUAAAUGAUUUGAGGGGAAAGAAAGCUUGUUUUGCUGGCCUUGGAAUGCUUGCUGGAUGGAUUAUUCCUAUAUAUACACUCAUGAAGCAAGGUGGAUUAGAAAUCAUCGAUUGCAAUAAUCAUGUGAAAUCUGCUAUCAAAUACUUUGGACCUAGCUGUGCUGUUAAUUCAUUGAUUGAUAAAUAUAAUCCACUAGGUGAUAAUUCUGACCAGUUGUGCAAGCUGUGCAUUGGAAAAAUACCUGGAGGACGGUGUACAACAGCGGAUCCUUACGCAGGGUACGAAGGAGCAUUUAGAUGUUUGGUUGAAGCAGGAGAAAUUGCUUUCUUGGUCCAUACAACUGUAGAUGAAAUGACAUCGACAACUUUUGACUUUAAUUCUGUCAAGAAAGAGCAGUUUGAACUGCUUUGUCGGGAUGGUUCGCGUAAGUCUGUUGACGAAUAUAAACAUUGUAAUUGGGGUACUGUUCCAUCGCGCGUUGUAGUGACGUCAUCUGCAACAAAAAUUGAGACUCGCCGCUUGUAUCAGCGGUUUUUAGAAAAAGCAGUUCGAGUAUUGAAUAAGCAUAAUGCGAAAAAUUCGACCGAACCUUACGACGAUCGAUUCGAAAAUCGACCCGGUUUCAAUAACAGAUUUGGCGAAAACAAUUUUAAUAGAAGCGGAUACAUGAACCCAAAUGAAUAUAAUACAGAGAAUUUUGAAAAUCGCAACGCAUACGAUAGAAGUUAUAAUGGUAACGAAUUAAACCCGUGGGACAAGACCGAUUCAACGAAUAUACAACCAAUAGAGACUUUCAAUUUAUUUGAAUCUGCACCGAGAUAUGGAAUGCAUCACAACUUGAUCUUCUCUGAUUCUGCGCGUGACUUUGUCCAAUUGGCCGAGAAGGAUCAAACCUAUGGCGGAUAUUUAGGCAGUUCUCUGGAUUCCAUAUUAGGAGUUCGUCGUUGUCCUGUUAAUAGAAUGACUUUAUGCGUUACGUCGGACCCAGAAAUGGAGAAGUGUGUAAAAAUGAAGAUUGCAUUAAACGCACAACUAUUGAAGCCAGAGUUAAAUUGUCACAAAGGUCACAGUCAGAUUCAUUGUAUGCAGGCUAUACAAACCGGAAUUGCCGAUGUAGCGAUGUUAGAUACCAGCGACGUGUACACCGCUGGUUUACGCUUCGACUUGAUCCCCUUCAUAUCGGAAGUUUACAACCUACCUACGCCAGAAUAUUACGUAGUCGCGGUAGCGAAGGAAGAAGAUGAAGACACAGAUCUUACUUAUCUGAAAAAUAAGUAUACAUGUCACACGGGAAUUAAUACGGCCGCGGGUUGGGUGUAUCCUCUGGCGUAUCUCAUUUCCAAUACUUGGAUCAGAGGCUAUGGUUGUGACUCUGUUCGCGCAGCCGCAGAAUAUUUCAGUAAAUCUUGCGUACCGGGCGCGAUCAGUACGGAAUACAAUACAGGUGUGCCUUACGAUAAUAUGUGCGACCUGUGUCACGGCGCAAGUUUCCGUUAUUGCCGCAGAGACGCGUCCGAAGAUUACUUCGGAUACACGGGUGCCUUUAGAUGUUUAGUCGAGGGAGGAGGAGACGUGGCCUUUGUGAAACACACAACAGUCGCUGAGAAUACUGAUGGUAAACGGCGAGAAACCUGGGCACGUAAUACAUUCACGAAAGACUUCGAGCUACUUUGUCCGGAUGGGACUCGACGGCCGACUACCGAUUAUAUGCACUGCAAUCUGGGAAAAGUCGCGGCGAACGCGAUAGUUACCCGUGGCGGAUAUUACGGAUACAACGAAACGCAGAUAAACGCUUACAUAAAUCUGUUCAUUUAUGCCCAACAGUUUUAUGGCCGAAAGGAGCAGGAUGAAUUUAGCUUCAGCAUGUUCUAUAGCCAGCCACCUUACAGCGAUCUGAUUUUCCAAGAUGCCACGCAACAGUUAGUGGUAAUACCGGCAGAAAAACGGGAGUUCAGUGCGUAUUUAGGUCCAGAUUUUAUGAGAGCUAGAAGAAUAGUGGACUGCAACGCUGGUGCGUCGGCGAUAGAGGUUUCAGUAUUAGCCACGAUAGCUAUGAUUAUACUUACUUACAUGUUCAGUAGAUAAUCUUUUCUCAAUCAGAAAAUGUCUAUUAUUUGUACAUUUAUGAAAAAGGGAGAUAGAGUACCAAGAUGCUUAUAGCAUACUGUAGUUAUAUAAGUUAUAGUUUUAAUAUCUCCAUAUGAAAUGUGUUCACAAAUUGACAGACAGUUUGAUGAUUGAACGCGGUAAAGUAGUAUAUAGUUUUUUACGAAAAGUAGGAUCAAUUACUUGCGAAUUCUACACUUAGAUCUAAUCCGUCCAUUUUUACAAUGUUUACAUUAAUUAUAUGGUAAGUCUUUAUUGUACGUAACAAUUGUAUUUGUAUCUUAUGCCGUCCAUCGAUACUUCUUUAGAUGUCGAUUAAAAUGAAUUUAUAAAUUUUCAGAUCA
Messenger RNA from Hylaeus volcanicus, 2961 nucleotides. It is a transcript of the gene Tsf2, whose product is annotated as melanotransferrin. Lineage: Eukaryota; Metazoa; Arthropoda; Insecta; Hymenoptera; Colletidae. Gene Ontology annotation, biological process: iron ion transport. Gene Ontology annotation, cellular component: extracellular region; recycling endosome; plasma membrane. The transcript is spliced from 9 exons. The coding region runs from base 110 to 2596 and encodes 828 amino acids. The record is from RefSeq and is a predicted model, not a curated record.